AAAGGAGCCUGGGAGCUGCCUAGACUCUUCCGGUCCGGCGUCUUGUUUUGGAACGGAGGGAGUUGGACUGGCGCUUUUGGUGUUUGGUGGGCGGCAUUUGGGGGCCCACAUGAGCCAGUGGCGUCAUGCCCGCGGCAGCUGGGACCAGGGACGCGUCUUUUCUGGACGUUCCUCAGUCAAGAAGAAGAAGGGCGGAAACCAUAUCCCCGAAAGGUGGAAAGACUAUCUCCCAGUUGGACAGCGGAUGCCUGGGACUCGUUUCAUUGCUUUCAAAGUUCCUUUGAAGAAGAGUUUUGAAGGGAAUCUUGUUCCAGAAGAACGUUUUUCUCCCUUGGAUCUUUUUAACAAAAUACAAGAACAGAAUGAAGAACUUGGACUGAUUAUUGAUUUAACGUAUACUCACCGCUAUUAUAAACCAGAGGACUUACCAGAAACUGUUCCUUACUUAAAGAUUUAUACAGUUGGGCAUCAGGUACCUGACGAUGACACUAUUUUUAAAUUCAAGUGUGCUGUUAAUGGGUUUUUGAAAGAAAAUAAAGAUAACGAUAAACUUAUUGGCGUCCACUGUACCCAUGGUUUAAACAGGACUGGCUACCUCAUCUGCAGAUAUUUGAUUGAUGUAGAAGGCAUGAGGCCAGAUGAUGCAAUUGAAUUAUUCAAUAGGUGCCGGGGACAUUGCUUAGAAAGACAAAACUACAUUGAAGACCUUCAGAAUGGUCCCAUCAGAAAGGAUCGGGAUUCCAGUGUAUCCAGACCAAGUGCUUGUGAUUACUCAACAUAUAUGAUGGAACCAGUCCACACCACUAAUAACCAAGGACCUAGCAAUAACAUACGUUGGACCCAACGUUACUCAACACCUUCUCGGCAUUUCCAUACCCAGACCCAAGAUUGGCAGCAGUCAGUGAGAAAAUUUUCACAGAAUCAGAACGUUUACCACAGAGGCCAUAACCGUCCUCAUGGUCCUCCCAGGGAGGACUAUUCACAAAGAAGGUAUUCAUGGAGUGUAAAGCCAAAUGCCAGUCAUGUAGUCCAGAAUAAAAGAUGGUAUCCUGGCAGUUACUAUGGACUAUCCUAUCGAAGCUAUUGUGGGUGGACCGAGUGACACAGACCUGUCCUGGAAAUCUAUCUGGAGACAGGAAGAAGACAGCUGGAGUGACUUUUUAUAAGAUCAGGUCAAAUGAGGUUUAUAAAAACUAUUUUACUUCUCCCUUAUAUGUUCAAACUUAUGGAAAAAUUAUAUUGAUACUUAACUCUGCUGAUAAAUUUGCAGUGUUUGCAACAGUGAAAGAAGUAAUCUUGUUCCAGUCGUAAAUUUUUUUAAAAGAUGUUAUUCUAGAACUGAUAAAGUAAUAAAGAUCAUCCCUUUUACAUAAUUUUUUAAAAUUCUAUCUUUUCUAUGUAUUUCCUUUUGACUAGACUUGUGAUACGAAUGUGUGUAUACGGAAGUUUUUAGUCAUGUUCUAUUUUGCCAUGUUCUAAUUUUAACCCAAUCAUUAAGGGUGUCUUUUUUUCAACCCCUAACUGUUCAAGAUUUCUAUUAAAAUCUACCUAGGAGACAAUCUCUUUGGAAUCUAAUCAUUAUUUGUAAUCAGUUGUGGUAUUUUUGUGGUUAUCCAUUUCUUUCUUUGACAUUCUAUUGUGGGAUUUGACCGAAUUCCUUUCACUGAAUUGUCAGAUGUGCCAUUUAACACAGAAAUGGAUAAACUUUUAGGGAUUGAUUGUCAAUUGGAUGGGAGAGACUGAUUGAUAAACUGGAAUGCUGGGUAAUUUACCUGACAGGGCAAUUGGGAUCAACUGGGUAGAACAAUUCAGAAAACUUGAAAACUUUUAUAGACAGUAAAGGUUUCUUAAUGAACAGAAUA
Molecule: messenger RNA, 1862 nt
Organism: Rhinolophus ferrumequinum (greater horseshoe bat)
Lineage: Eukaryota; Metazoa; Chordata; Mammalia; Chiroptera; Rhinolophidae
Gene: DUSP11
Product: dual specificity phosphatase 11
Exons: 9
Coding region: 110-1102 (330 amino acids)
Biological process (GO): protein dephosphorylation
Molecular function (GO): protein tyrosine/serine/threonine phosphatase activity; polynucleotide 5'-phosphatase activity
Source: RefSeq, a predicted model, not a curated record